Molecule: messenger RNA, 1394 nt
Organism: Somion occarium
Lineage: Eukaryota; Fungi; Basidiomycota; Agaricomycetes; Polyporales; Cerrenaceae
Source: the annotation of a GenBank genome assembly
GUUCCCUCAAGUGAUUGCUAGACGCUAACAGUGUUUCUCCUGCAUACGACUUGGAGCAGCCACGACCUAUCAUAUACUCGCUCCUCCACUGGUCAUAUACAGUCGCACAUUCAAUCUGUCCAGUGAAUGAAGACGCUCGUGGUAACCUGUAUCGGUAUGGCACGCUGCGAAUCUGGCUGUGCGAAUUACUUGUCAUGAAAGGCACCCCACAACUGCAAGUUGACGCUCCAAGGAUGGCCCACGAACUCGUGUUCCCUCUCUUCCCUUUGUUACACGACCACACCUCUUACGAUUUACGAUGACGAUUCUCGAAUACUUGCUGUUACUUGUGUUUUUACCUGCGGUGCUUGCAGCACAUCGUUCUACUUUACACCAACAGGAAUCCCGGCAGAUAUCUACCACUUCGAAAGCUGGGCUAGCCUGGCCUAAUGGCCCUUCGGCGGAGUUAAACCAGUACCGUUCAACUGGAAAAGUUCAAUGGUACUACACCUGGGGAUCUUCUUCUAUCAAUACCGAUUUGGAGUUUGUUCCUAUGUUAUGGGGGCAAAACCAGGUCGAGCAGUGGAAACAUACCAUUCAACAAAUAAUCAAGCAACGGCAUGUCACUCACGUACUCGGUUUCAACGAGCCUCAACAGCCAGGACAGUCGAAUAUCUCAGCUACGGAUGCAGUUUUCCUGUGGCAAGAUCAGCUGGAGCCGUUGAAAGCGCAGGGGAUCCGCCUGGGAAGUCCGGCUCCUAGUUCUGCACCGUCCGGAAGGCAAUGGCUGCUAGAUUGGCUUGGCGCAUGUCAAGGAGGAUGUACCGUUGACUUUAUCGCCCUGCAUUGGUACGACAUCAACUCGACGGCUUUCAUUCGGUACUUGAAUGACUUCCACGACACGUUUCAGAGGCCUAUCUGGGUGACGGAGUGGGCUUGUCAGAAUUUCAAUCAUGCUGAUCAACAAUGUUCUCCCCAAGAUGUUGUGGAUUUCAUGAACGCUACUCAGGCGUUCAUGGAUAAUACUGAUUGGGUCGAGCGUUACUCCUGGUUUGGGGCAAUGAGAGACAUGUCGGGAGUCAAUCAAGAUGACGCUCUUAUGGAUAAUUCUGGUCGAAUCAACAUGCUUGGUCAACAGUAUAUCGGGGCAGUAAUCCCGAACGUUAGUGUCGAUUACCAACCUGGUGUUGUUCACGGUGGCUACGGCAGCGGACCUUCACCCUCUAUUGGUGGAGGAUGUGCUCCACUUCGACCAUUUCGCACCCUGCCACGUCUUUCUUUGAUGAGUCUCCUUUCCCUCACCGUCUCGCUAUUGGUUUGAUAGAAGAAGAGACCCUGAGGGACCAUGAUCCCCGUACUACUUGAUACCGGAUUUGUACUAAUACUAGACGCGUAUACCAUGUUGCUAUCUCUAU